UUUAAAUUAUUUGAACCCACUCAUAAAUCAGUGUGGACACUUGAGCAAUUGUGAAUUCAAUCCAGAUCUGCAUGCACUUUUUGAAAAAGAUUUAAAUAUUUUAUUUUAUUUAAGUACUUUAAUUCACUCAAAAAUCAUUGGGGACACUUCUGAUUAAAAGGCACACAAAAUCUAAAAAUUUGUUACUUCACACUACUAUUAGCACUUUAGAAUUUAAGCAACAUAUAAUUUGUCCCAAAGCCAUAUGCAACCUGUUCCUUCCAGCUAUGAGUGACAUUGGCUAAUACGACUUUACUUUCAUCACGUUUGUUUCUCAUGAGGCAGUGACACUGAUAAGCACAUAUCAAAAGCCCAGAAAACAUGUCGAAACUUUCCCUCCAGUUCAGAUGAAGGAUCUCCUGGCAGGCGCCACCAUUUCCAGUUAACAAAAGAAGGUGAAAGGGCUCUUUUAAUAGGGAUAGAUUUACAGGAAACGGUUGCCUUAAAGCAUAAAGAAAGUGAAAGUUUGUGAAGAAGCAUAUAAAGGGCGUGCAAGCAGCGGUGAGGCACAUAUCUGCUGAGCACAGGUGAACGAACACAUACAGAGGGACAAAAUGAUGUUCUCUAACGCUCUGACAUUAUGGACAGGUGCUGUGCUUAUAUUGAGCAUCAGUCUAUGGAGCUGCACAACUGCUCAGAACGAUGGGGCAGCAGAUUGUUGUUUAACCACCAGCAACCGGCGCAUCCCACAGAGGGUGGUGACGUCCUUCACCAUUCAGACUGGUGAUGGAGCCUGCAGAAUUCCUGCCACUAUAUUUGUCACAAAGAAGGGCUUUAAGCUCUGUGCACCAUUUCCAAGUGAUAAUAACUGGGCGAGCAAACUGAUCGAAUACAUACUGGCAGGACCUGUACCCAAAAAACCUAAAGGAAAGAAGCAUAGACAACAGUAAGCCAUCACAGAUUAUGCAGGUCCAGCCUGCUCUCACUUUACACGCAUGAAUGGGACUGAUCCUGGAACAGAUCUGAUAUUAAUAGUAAAUACUUAAUAGUAAAUACUCAUUCUCAGGUUUGCUACAUGAGUACUCUAGUGGAGCAGGUCAAGUGAAUCUAUUGUCAUAGGAAUAAGCUUUGCAAGAUAAUGAACUAUUUUUGAAAUGUGAACCCUUCCCCCACUGGUCUACAUGAAGAGAUUUCAAGCUAACUAAUUUCUAAUUUCCAUCACUUGUUGAGUUUGUAUUCUGUCUACUUGUAUAAAGUUACUGUGUUUCCUGAGCCAUUGAAUAAAAAUAUUUUGUUUUCUAUAUUUUUACUUUGUAUUUUGGAAUAUAAAUAAAAGCUUUUACAUUUUAAA
Messenger RNA from Onychostoma macrolepis, 1330 nucleotides. RefSeq names its product chemokine (C-C motif) ligand 19b (gene ccl19b). Gene Ontology annotation, cellular component: extracellular region. The transcript has 4 exons. Bases 594 to 929 code for a protein of 111 amino acids. The record is from RefSeq and is a predicted model, not a curated record. Lineage: Eukaryota; Metazoa; Chordata; Actinopteri; Cypriniformes; Cyprinidae. Gene Ontology annotation, biological process: inflammatory response; cellular response to interleukin-1; immune response. Gene Ontology annotation, molecular function: chemokine activity; CCR chemokine receptor binding.